GGGACCCCCCUGCAGGUGGAGUUCCCGGCCCCCAAGAGUGAGGCAGUUCAGCGCUUCCCCGUGUGUUACCUGGGCUGCGUCCCCGUUGCCAAGCCUGUGGGCAUGGACGUGAUCAACGCGGCGCUGGAGGCAGCACUGGCCCCCGGCUCGGGGGAGCCCCCCGCACCCACCCCUGUCGUGGUCAGUGUGGCCCCCGCCACUCUCACCAUUGCCCACCGCCAGACGGAGGCGGUGCUGUGCGAGUGCCGCGUGCGGUUCCUGUCCUUCAUGGGGGUGGGACGCGACGUCCGCGCCUUCGCCUUCAUCAUGGCCAGCGCGCCCGGCACCUUCCGCUGCCACAUGGUGUGGUGUGAGCCCAACGCCGCGGGGCUCAGCGAGGCGCUGCAGGCCGCCUGCGUGCUCCGCUACCAGAAGUGCCUGGACGCGCGGCCCCAGGCCUCCAGCUCCUGCCUGCCGGCCCCCCCGGCUGACUCGGUGGCGCGGCGGGUGGGCUCCUCCGUGCGCCGGGGGGUGCAGACCCUCCUGGGGACCCUCAAACCGCGGCGGGGAGGGGCACAGACCCCUUGAAGGGGGCGAGGACACGGGGGGCGCGAGGCGGAGGGGGGGGCAGGACGGCUGACCCAACGCCCCAGGGCACAGAGUUCCCCGUGGUGUUGGGUUGGGGGUCCUGCCCCACCCCCACUGCCCCCGUGGUGGGUCACACCCCCCUCACCGUCCCCAAUGCAUGCGGCGUAACGAGGGUCUGUGUUGUACUAAAUCAUUAAUUAAUAAACCCAUUCCACCAGCCC
Molecule: messenger RNA, 788 nt
Organism: Neopelma chrysocephalum (saffron-crested tyrant-manakin)
Lineage: Eukaryota; Metazoa; Chordata; Aves; Passeriformes; Pipridae
Product: amyloid-beta A4 precursor protein-binding family B member 1-like
Exons: 5
Biological process (GO): regulation of DNA-templated transcription
Cellular component (GO): cytoplasm; nucleus
Molecular function (GO): amyloid-beta binding; transcription factor binding
Source: RefSeq, a predicted model, not a curated record